This is a messenger RNA of Staurois parvus, 336 nucleotides long. The record is from the annotation of a GenBank genome assembly. Lineage: Eukaryota; Metazoa; Chordata; Amphibia; Anura; Ranidae.
AAGGCAGGCCCUUGCACUACACAGUUGAAGGUAAAUCUAAAGGAAAUUAGGCAGAAAUUGGACAGAAAAUUGUAUAGUGUAUGGCCAGCCCUAGUUUUGUCAGUGUAUCUGACUCAAAGGAGUAGGUUUUCUAAAAGUGCUGCACUCAGAAUCUGGUGCAGCGGUGCAUGAUAGUAAAUCGUCUUCUAACCUCAGCUUGUUCAAUUAAGCUUUGGCACUAGAACCUGGAAGCUGAUUGGUUUCUAUGCAGAUCUGUGAUUGGUCGCAGCUUGUCACAUGGUACAAGGCUGUUGUGAAUAGCCUUGUACCAUGUGACCUAUGUGUUCAUUCACAGAU